This is a messenger RNA of Cuscuta campestris, 753 nucleotides long. NCBI's taxonomy places the organism in Eukaryota, Viridiplantae, Streptophyta, Magnoliopsida, Solanales, Convolvulaceae. The record is from the annotation of a GenBank genome assembly.
GUAAGAUCUGCUGCACAACCGCUAAAGAGAUGUGGGACAAGCUUGAGGUAACAUAAGAAGGUACGGACCAAGUUCGGGAAGCCAAAAUUGACUUUUUUACGCAGGAGUACGAGAUGUUCAGGAUGAAGGAAGGCGAGAAGAUCGACGACAUGUUCGAUCGCUUCUCAAAGAUCAUCAAUGAUCUUCACGCCCUCAAGAAGACAGGUAAUCUUAAAACUUAUGAAUCUACUAUUCUAACCCCGUCUUUGGAUGAACAAAAGAAGAAGGGGAUAGCGCUCAAAGCAACCAAGGAAACGGUUGAAGAGGAAUCAAGUGAUGAAGACAACGAGUUUGGCCUCAUCAUCAAGAAAUUCCACAAAUUUAUGAAGAAAGAGCACGAGUGCAAAGGAAAGAAGCACGACGGUCCCCCAAAGUGCUAUGGAUGUGGCGAGAUCGGUCACAUCAAAUCAAGAUGUUCAAAAGCCAAGAACGCCAAGGACAAACGUGGGCUCAAGAAGCAACGGGCAUACAUCUCUUGGGGAGGAGACUCCGGUGAUGAGUCAAGCGAGCAAGAGUAAGACGAAGAAGCAAACCUUUGUCUCAUGGAUCAAGAAGAAGAGGAGUCAUCCAACAACAAAAACCAAGAGGUAUGUAUUUCUUCUACCGAUUCUCUUAUUCUUUUGAAGAAAUGCAAGAAGCUCUUCAAGAGCUUUAUGACGAGUUUGUUAGCGCUUCUAAAACCAACAAAGUUUUCAAGAAACGUUUUUCUAAUCU